UAUAGCUAUGUUCCCGAUGCAAUGGCGUAUCACAGUGGAAUUACAAUGCGCCGAUGCGUUUCAGCAAUCUGUGUGCUGUUUUUGGUAUUCUGUAUCGUUUUGUGGCUAGGGAGGAAUGGUGGUUCAGAUUUACACAGUGGGUACACAACACAAAACAGUGGUAUCAAGUCGGAUCUGGCAAUUGGAGAAACUAACAGAACACGAACACGAACAUCAAAAGGGUCAGUCGUCCAGACUACAGAUCAAGACUUGUAUAAUGGAGGAAAUGACAUGCAGAAAAGUCAGACAUACAAUAGUGGUCCCGUAAAACAUAUCGCUUUUUUAAAGGUCCAUAAAGUUGCAAGUGGCACCAUGCAAAAUCUGUUCCUCCGUUUCGGUAUUGAACAUGACUUAGUGUUUGUUUUACCCCAACACGGUACCACAUUACCCAUGGGUACAGGCCUACCGAUCUCGUCAAGGGCCCUUCCACCACCCAGAAACAGAACGUACGACAUUCUCUGUAACCAUAUCCGCUACAACAGAAGUGAGUUUGAGAAAACUCUUCCCUCGGAUUCUGUGUACGUAGCCACAGUACGAGAUCCCUUCCGACAGUUCAUCUCGUCUGUUCAUUAUUACCACAGACAUUUCAUGUUAAAUAUCGCAAAACAACAACCAAUUCUUAAAUUCUUGCAAGCGCCGAACGAGUACAGACGUAUAAUUGGGGAAAAUAAAAAAGUAUCCAAUUUAUAUNUACCACAGACAUUUCAUGUUAAAUAUCGCAAAACAACAACCAAUUCUUAA
Messenger RNA from Mizuhopecten yessoensis (Yesso scallop), 780 nucleotides. Its product is annotated as galactosylceramide sulfotransferase-like. Gene Ontology annotation, biological process: glycolipid biosynthetic process. The transcript has 2 exons. The record is from RefSeq and is a predicted model, not a curated record. Gene Ontology annotation, cellular component: membrane. Gene Ontology annotation, molecular function: galactosylceramide sulfotransferase activity. Bases 22 to 780 code for a protein of 252 amino acids. Lineage: Eukaryota; Metazoa; Mollusca; Bivalvia; Pectinida; Pectinidae.